AUGGGAUCUACGUCGACCGGACGUUCGUCGGAUGGCCAAAAGGAUAGUUGUAUAAGUGAGGAUUCUCCAAGAAGUCGGAAAAUUAGUAAUAUAUCUACGUGUUCUUCUAUAGGAUCUGAGGAAACGAGCGACAGUGGCACCGGAGAAAGGAAAAUUGACGUACCGGGCCUUAUUGAAGCUGUGGGUACGCUCAUCCUGCCCUCGAUCUAUAUCGUAUACAUGCAAUUACCAAUAUAUGUGUCAGAGAAAGAAUUGUUAGUCGAUAUAAAGAAUGUUAAAUUCUCACUCUUCCCCACCGACACAUUUACUCUUUCCUUUAAUGAUUCUGGAUUACGUCAUCGAACUAUGGGUGAAGAAGAGUUAAUCUCUCUUGUUUCAGCCUGUGCUGACAUACAACAAACUGACAUCGACACUUUUCUACGCACACUAGGAAGAGAGUAUUUUAAACUGGUAGAGGAAGAAUAUGGAAAAUGUUUACGGAUGUUAGGAAGUAAUAUGAUUGAAUUGUUCAGUAAUUUGGAUGGAUUACAGACACUCUUAAAAUCAUCUCCCAAAUUUGAAGGCGUCCAUACACCAUCUUUCCGUUGUGAAUUUGACAAGAACAAAAUACAAAUUCAUUAUUACUCUCCGCACAGGAAACCUUUGGAAUUUGUGGCGGGAAUUUUAGAAUCUGUGGCAAAAGUGUUAUUUUCUCUGGAAUUUGAAAUGCAAGUAUCUGGUAGUUUAACAGAAACGUCACAACAUCAUAUCUUCUAUAUUACAACGUAUGUUAAUAAUAAUAAUAAUCACUGUAGCACGUGUUCAAUAUCCGACACACUUUCCAGCGAUCCGUCCAAAUCAAAAAUCGGCGUUUCAACCUUCUGCAAUUCCUUUCCAUUUCAUUUGAUUUUUGACAAAGAUUUGAACAUUAUACAACUGGGAUCAGCCUUGUUAAAAAUGAUUGGUCCCCAUGUUCCCACACAUGGCAGACAUAUACAGGAUUACUUUAUAAUUAUACGACCACAUGUUAAAAUUAGUUUCUCGGCCAUCUUGUCCAGAGUCAACUCCAACUUUGUUCUUCGUACCAAAACAGCUGCAUUGAGCUCCACCAAUUCUGUUCAGGAUAUGGAAUUAAAGGGUCAAAUGUUUUAUUUACAAGAGAACAAUACCAUAUUAUAUAUAGGAUCCCCUAGUGUGGAGAAACUGGAUGAACUGAUUGGUAAAGGGAUUUAUAUCUCUGAUAUACCUAUACAUGACGCUACCAGAGAUGUUAUAUUAGUUGGUGAACAAACCAAAGCUCAGGACGGAUUAAAGAAACGAAUGGAGCAAUUGAAACUCAGUAUAGAAGAAGCUACUAAAGCUGUAGAAAUUGAAAAACAAAAGAAUGUCGAGUUGUUGAAGAAUAUAUUUCCCAGUGAUAUUGCUCAACGAUUAUGGCGAGAUGAAACUGUCGAGCCAAGAAAGAUUGAUGAUGUGACGGUACUAUUCAGUGAUAUAGUUGGAUUUACUGCUAUCUGUUCUUCCUGUACUCCGAUGCAAGUCGUCAAUAUGUUGAAUUCUCUCUACACCCAUUUUGAUAAUUCCUGUGGUAUAAUUGAUGUUUAUAAGAUUGAAACAAUUGGUGAUGCAUAUUGUGUAGCUGGUGGUAUACAUAAAUCUAGUAAUUAUCAUGCACAUCAGAUCUGCUGGAUGGCAUUGAAAAUGAUGGAGGCAGCCAAGGACGAGAAGUCACAUGAUGGCAAUAUGAUCAAGAUGAGAAUUGGAAUUCAUUCGGGACCAGUAUUAGCAGGAAUUGUUGGUAAAAGAAUGCCAAGAUACUGUCUGUUUGGAAAUAGUGUUACUCUGGCCAAUAAAUUUGAGUCUGGCAGUGAACCAUUAAAAAUUCACAUUAGUCCAACAACUUACGAGUGA
This is a messenger RNA of Lottia gigantea (owl limpet), 1890 nucleotides long. RefSeq lists its product as hypothetical. The transcript is spliced from 9 exons. The coding region runs from base 1 to 1890 and encodes 629 amino acids. NCBI's taxonomy places the organism in Eukaryota, Metazoa, Mollusca, Gastropoda, Lottiidae. Gene Ontology annotation, cellular component: guanylate cyclase complex, soluble. Gene Ontology annotation, molecular function: guanylate cyclase activity; heme binding. The record is from RefSeq and is a predicted model, not a curated record. Gene Ontology annotation, biological process: response to oxygen levels; cGMP biosynthetic process.